Molecule: messenger RNA, 228 nt
Organism: Exophiala oligosperma
Lineage: Eukaryota; Fungi; Ascomycota; Eurotiomycetes; Chaetothyriales; Herpotrichiellaceae
Exons: 1
Coding region: 1-228 (75 amino acids)
Source: RefSeq, a predicted model, not a curated record
AUGGCUCAAGUUGCUGGGGAGGUGAAACACGGCAAGAAGCGAGUGUAUCUCCAGGUCAACUCGCAGGCCACCAACCAAAAGCUCAAAGACUGGAGGAAGAAGAACGGGGCUGACGCGAACUUGGCGUAUGAGGACUUGGACAUGAAUGUGCCAGACGAUGAGAAGAAGGUUGCUUUCGACACUUUUUGGGCCAGGGUCGAAAAUAAAGCAAAGGAUAAUCUGGGUUGA